CACAGUUUCUUUAUCAUUUCGGUGGCGAGCUUAACGUAGUAUGGCCGUCGUUUGGAAGUAUUCACAGUUUUACUUCCACAAAGAAUACGCGAUAAACAUAUCCCAAAGCGAAUUACGAAAAAUAUUUUUAAACAAAUUUUUUACGCGAGUGAGAUAAACAGUUAAGAUAGUGUUAAUAAUAAAUUGAUAUAAAAUAUAACAAGUCUUUCCGAUUUUUGCAUACUUGGCGAUUUGCUUCAAUUUACAAAUAUGUGGUUAAUAAGUCAACCUAAUUCUGUGAUUUUGGAAGUGAAGGCUGAUCCAAAUGCAAUUGGUCAACAAUGCCUGGAAAAGGUAUGCGAAAAACUGGAGAUCGGAGCCGAAGCAGAUUACUUCGGCCUACGAGUUUGCUCAGGAUCAGGACCUGGAAGAUGGUUAAAUCUCCGGAACCCUCUCGAUCCACAUCGCAUACCAGGCGGACGACUAGAAUUGAGAGUCAAAUUCUGGGUUCCUCCACACCUUCUAAUUUACGAACCCACCCGACAUCAAUUCUAUCUCCACGCUAAACUAGAUCUCAUCGAAGGUAGAUUAGUCGUAGCGGACCAAGAAGUGGCCAGAAGGUUGAUCGCCUACAUCGCGCAAGCCGAAACCGGGGAUUGCGAUCCAGAUGUACCGACACAAGUUUACGAAGAAUGCAAUAAAAUUGGACCUCAGGGUGAAAAACCUGAUGACCAUAUCAAUAAGAUCAUUGAGUACCAUAUGGAGAUUGCUGGAAUGAAGGCAUCUCAAGCCGAAUAUAGACUAUUGAAAGAAAUAUCGAAACUUGAAUCUUUCGGCGAAGAACUAUUUUUUUGCAAGCCCAUAACACAAAACAAUAACGCCCAUAACCUGUACAGUCACUUGCUCUAUCAUAGGCAGCAAGUCGAAGAACCGAGGGCGAGGGACGAUCAAGAAAUUGAUGGUAGUGCAACUGUAGGAUGUUUAACGUCAGGUCAGAGCGGCGGAGGCUGCGGGUGCAGGCUCAGCACAUGUUUGGGAGUGGGGCCACACGGCCUCGUCGUGUAUCGGCCCGCGUGCAACGGGGAGCAGGACAUUGGUGUCGAAAAACAGAGCAUUCCAUACACGGCGAUACACCGCGCGCAACCACUCCGGCGCAUCUUCCAAAUGUCGUACGUAACCGGCGAGGGAAACGAGGCCACACUACACGUCAAAAUGGCUACCUCCGGACAGGCCGCCGCGCUCUACCGCGCCGUCACAGAGAAGCACGCCUUCUACUGCUGCGAGACUGUACGCAGUGACGUCACAGAACAGUUCAUCAGAGAUUUGAAGGGCACCAUAGCUUCAAUCUUCAACGACUCUUCGACUCUGGGUCGUAGGUACGUGUUCGACAUACGUCGCACAUGCCGCGAGGUGCACGACAGGGCGCGACGCGAUGCACACUUGGCAGAAACACGCCGAACCACGCCACGGGCUGUACAAGAGGAGUCCAGUCGCGGGCGGUCGCGAUCCCGCAGCGGCAGCGGUUCGGCGCUGGCCUGCCGCGUGUGCAUGGACCAGAACAUCGACACGCUGUUCCUUCCGUGCCGCCAUCUGCUGUGCUGUGCUACCUGUGCACCCAGAUGUGAGCGGUGCCCACUUUGUCGUGGAGAAAUAGAGAAGCUAAUGCACAUAUUUCUACCAGUGGAGUACUCACAGAGUACGGGUAUCAUAAUAAAAUGAGCGCCAUUCUCAUUUGAUGCUUCCUCCCUACUCCGGGUAUGACAAAAUAUGCAAUCAGACAAGGGAUCGAAAGCUGAUUUGGAAUAAAUGUUUUACCAUAUGCAAUAGGUACUUACCUAGGUACUUCGUCAAUUAACUUGCCUUAUAAUUGAUAUUAUGUCA
This is a messenger RNA of Aricia agestis (brown argus), 1860 nucleotides long. It is a transcript of the gene dnr1, whose product is annotated as E3 ubiquitin-protein ligase MYLIP. The record is from RefSeq and is a predicted model, not a curated record. The transcript has 6 exons. The coding region runs from base 250 to 1698 and encodes 482 amino acids. Gene Ontology annotation, biological process: ubiquitin-dependent protein catabolic process. Gene Ontology annotation, molecular function: ubiquitin-protein transferase activity. NCBI's taxonomy places the organism in Eukaryota, Metazoa, Arthropoda, Insecta, Lepidoptera, Lycaenidae. Gene Ontology annotation, cellular component: cytoskeleton.